GAUUGGUUAAAACUUCUAGACGGUCUGGAUUAACGGUACGCGUGGUAUUUUACAGUCAGUAAACUACACACCAGCUCUAGUUAAAACGCUUUACUUAAAACAGCGUUAACACCAUUCCGCUUUCGUUUUCCUAGCAUGGCUACAGCACACGACAGAGCGGUUCUUCAAACUAUAUUCACCCCGACCACCCCAUUCGGAGAUGUGCCUGGCUUGAACAGAGUGGAGGACCUGAAAGAUGACGACAACGAGUUCGACUCACACCUUUUGAAGCAGGUGAAGGACUUGGAGCUUCAGGGUGUUGCGGCAGCAGAAUUGGGCGACUUGCCCACUGCACUAGAGCGCUUCAAUGAGGCCAUCGAGGUACUGCCAGAGAGAGCUUCUGCCUAUAACAACCGAGCCCAGACGCGUCGGCUUCAGGGUGACACUGAAGGAGCGCUGGAGGAUCUGGAGCAAGCCGUUUCUCUGAGUGGAGGUGCAGGUUAUACUGCCUGUCAAGCGUUGGUGCAGAGAGGCCUGCUGCUCCGUCUGGCAUGUCGGGACGAGGAAGCGCGUGUGGACUUUGAGCGCGCAGCGGCACUAGGCAGCGAGUUUGCCCGGCACCAGGCAGUGCUGCUCAAUCCCUAUGCUGCGCUCUGCAACCGCAUGCUAUCCGGGGUCAUCAACAAACUGCGCAACCCGGAGAUUAAUGGGUCACAUGAUCCAUAGGCGGUGGAGUUUAACAGGCUAAUUUGGACAAGAGAUGAUACAUGCACCAGUUUCCAAUUUGAUUGUCAGUUCCGGAAAUUAUUUGUAACUCAAUUCAAACUAUUGCAAAAUAGGCGCUUUGACAGUUUUUUCAAUAAAUGAACUAAUUUCCUGAGUUAACUGAAUUGAAAUGGAACUGACCUCAAUGCGGACCUGUGGACAUGUGUGUGUCUUUUUUCCUUACUACUUCUGUUUCUUAUUCUGGUACCUGUAAAAUUUUCAGACGUGCCUGCCACCUUGUCUUUACUGGAAUUUAGAGGCUACUUGAUGCCAGCCCUCAUAUAUUAUUCAGGUAAAAUAAUUAUCAAUUGAAAACAGUUAAUAAACACAGUGUCGCUCAA
Anguilla rostrata (American eel) is the source of this 1085-nucleotide messenger RNA. RefSeq names its product tetratricopeptide repeat domain 36 (gene ttc36). The transcript is spliced from 3 exons. Gene Ontology annotation, molecular function: protein binding. The record is from RefSeq and is a predicted model, not a curated record. Lineage: Eukaryota; Metazoa; Chordata; Actinopteri; Anguilliformes; Anguillidae. Bases 136 to 705 code for a protein of 189 amino acids. Gene Ontology annotation, biological process: cilium assembly.